AAAUUUGUGUUCCUUGUUGCCUAACGAUGAGAUAUUCACCUGAUUAGAUUUUGUUCCUCUUCAGAUCUGAAAGGAUACCUUUUGCAGCGCAGUGAACAAAAAGAAUCAGUGGGUUACUAGCACCUUUUUGGGGUUAGAACUUGAUGCUUUGCCUCCAAAUCCAAGUAGAUUAAAGCGAAUGUGCUCCUUUAACUUUCUUAAAGAAUACUAUUUGAUAAUGGAACUCUUUAUAACCAAAUCCAUAGAUGAUCUAAAAUAUAGUGAGAUUCAAAUCCAAACACUGUUGGUAAUAGAUGUAAUUUAAUUUCGAUUAACUAAGGGAUACAUAUGGAUAGCCCCAUUCUUCUUUGUCUUCCAAUGGUCCAUAAGGUAUUGCUUCCCAGUGAGGCCACCCAAAUCAGGCAACAUACUAAACUUUCACCCCCUAUCAUGUGCUAAACGAUCACCUAAAGCAACCUCAAAAAGCCUUGGGGUGUCACCCUCCAUUCCUCCUACCUUCAAACAACCUGCCUCGCAACGUUUAAAACUUCUUCCAUCCCCCUCCCGAUGCCUCCCCCUUUGCUUCUUCACCUCGUAGCACCAACCCAUGGAAGCGUCGGCCACCUCCAACGUGUUGGCCUUUGUGCCAAUAUUAGCUCUUCUGUUCAGGAUUUCGGAUGGUUGCACCUUCACCGUAUCCAACAACUGUCCCCACCCGAUCUGGCCCGGGACGUUGGCCGGGGCCGGCACACCCCAGCUCCCGACGACCGGCUUCCGGCUCGAUUCCGGGCAGACUGCUCGGAUACGAGCCCCACCCGGGUGGUCAGGCCGGAUAUGGGCUCGAACAGGAUGCAACUUCGACACCAACGGAGCCGGCACGUGCCAAACCGGAGACUGCGGCGGACGGAUGGAGUGUGGAGGCAUUGGGGCUCUACCGCCGGUGACAUUGUUUGAGAUCACCCUCGGCACAGGCCUGGACGAGGAUUACUACGACGUGAGUCUCGUGGACGGAUACAACUUGCCUGUCGUCGCGGCACCGAGGGUGCUACACGGAGGUUGUAACGCGACCGGAUGUUUAGCAGAUCUCAACCGUGGUUGUCCCAAGGAGCUUCGGGUGGACGGUGGCGGUGGGGUGGUGGCAUGCAGGAGUGCUUGUGAGGCAUUCGGGCUGGAUGAGUACUGCUGCAGCGGGGAGUAUGCUAACCCCUCCUCCUGUAAACCAUCUUUCUAUUCAACCAUCUUCAAGGCUGCCUGCCCAAGAGCAUAUAGCUACGCAUUUGAUGAUGGCACAAGCACCUUCACCUGCAACGCCUAUGAUUACACCAUUGUCUUCUGCGCCAAUGUCAACAGGAUGAGGAGCUCACACAAUUAUUCUAAGGGUCAACCUACUGGUGACGAACCUGCGGAUACGCCAUCCUCUGCGAACAACCUUCCUUUUCAUCUAUGAUUCCUCCUCCUGUUCAUUCUGUUCUUCUAGGAUAGCUGAAGAGAUCUAUGAACACAAGCUGGAUCGAUAUCAUGACAGCUCAAAGAGGCAGGCCAGGCCAAACUAAAGUUGACAUAAACUCGUGCAAGGAGGAUCUUUGCCAUGCGGAGUUCAUCACACGUCGUGACCUAGUUGAUCUCUAUCGACCACACUUUCGACAGUCUCAAUCAAGGAGCCAGUGGUGUGCAAAAAAGUUAGAGAUGUAGAUCUCAAUAUGAUCUCUUGGGAGGAGAUCGUAACGAGCUUCCUUGGUGAUUGCGUCUUAAGAACUCGUUAUGCUUGACAACAAAUGGUACUAAAAUAUUAUUAAAUCCUCAAAAUAACCAGC
Molecule: messenger RNA, 1793 nt
Organism: Musa acuminata AAA Group (dessert banana)
Lineage: Eukaryota; Viridiplantae; Streptophyta; Magnoliopsida; Zingiberales; Musaceae
Product: pathogenesis-related thaumatin-like protein 3.5
Exons: 3
Coding region: 587-1426 (279 amino acids)
Biological process (GO): defense response
Cellular component (GO): extracellular region
Source: RefSeq, a predicted model, not a curated record